CACGGUUGGAUUUACAUACUUGCCUUACAUUUGAAGAUAUAUUCAGAAAAAGCUAUUCGAUAUUUGUAAACAUCGGACAAAGUCCAAUAUGACUGGUGGAACAACCACAGAAAAGUCAGCUACCAAUCCUUUGGAACAGUUUGUGUUACUUGCAAAAACUGCCAAAGGAGCAGCUGCAUUAGAACUUAUUAGACAAGCUGUAGAAACUCCAGGUGUACAUGUGUUUGGUGAAUUAUUGGAUAUGCCCAAUAUCAAAGAACUAGAAACUGGUCCUUAUGUUGAAUACUGGAAUACUCUGAAUUUGUUUGCAUAUGGUACUUAUAAAGAAUAUUUAGAAAACAAAGACAAGGUUUUAGAAUUGACUCCUGUUCAGAAGAAGAAACUUCAACAUUUAACCAUUGUAACACUAGCAACAAAGUCCAGAUGUAUACCAUAUUCUGUCCUCUUGGAGGAGUUAGAUAUAAAAAAUGUUAGAGACUUAGAGGAUUUAAUAAUUGAAGCCAUUUAUGCUGAUAUAAUACAUGGCAAACUAGAUCAAAAGAAUUCACAAUUAGAAGUAGAUUAUGCUGGUUUAGGACGUGAUGUUAGACCUGCUGACACAGGUGUAGUUGCUGAAACAUUAGCUGCUUGGGGUCAAGCUUGUGAUACUGUGUUAGCAUGUAUUGAAGAACAAGUUAAUAGAGCAAAUGUUGAAAAACAAAAGGCUACUUAUCACAAAGAAAGAGUACAGAGGGAUAUUGCAAAUAUAAAAAAGUCACUUGCUGCACAAGCUGGCGGAGGUGGUGUACAGGAAGCUGAUAUGGCAGGUGGUAAUACAGGAACAGGAGGAAGUGAAUCAAGCAGAGACACAUUGCUGGUUCUACCAUCGGAUCCAAAGAAGAAGCAACAGAAGGUCAAAGGUACUAAAUGCAGUGGAGCUACUAAUCCGGUAAGGCUGCUGCAUGAACUGAACGACGAUGCAAACGAGAAGUUCAAGUGAGAAGUUCAACUUUAGGGUGAAACCUCGUGGCGUAUCAUCAACUCGAACGGAUUUUCUCUGUCUACACCGUUCACGAAACACAGUGCAUCGUCUUUCUCUGUCUACACCGUUCG
Messenger RNA from Habropoda laboriosa, 1092 nucleotides. It is a transcript of the gene CSN7, whose product is annotated as COP9 signalosome complex subunit 7. The transcript is spliced from 4 exons. Gene Ontology annotation, biological process: COP9 signalosome assembly. The record is from RefSeq and is a predicted model, not a curated record. The coding region runs from base 89 to 979 and encodes 296 amino acids. NCBI's taxonomy places the organism in Eukaryota, Metazoa, Arthropoda, Insecta, Hymenoptera, Apidae. Gene Ontology annotation, cellular component: COP9 signalosome.